UAUACCUACACUACCUAUCUAGGUAAUUGCCAUGUACCUAGGGACCUAGCAUGUAUUACCAGGAGAUGAUUACUAGGAAUGCUGGUUGAUGGAACAGCCGCCUAGGCGAUCAACAGCACGCGACAGCUACCAUCCUGGCAAUCUUAGGAUACCUGAAAGCCUACUUAGCUACGUACCUUUUGAUAGGCAAGGCAGCCAGGCAAUUAAAUAGAAAGAGUCCUGCCCUUCUACAUGCUUGUGAAUUCCAGUCCUCACCCAGUCACACCCCUUUUUCGCAGGCUUACCUUGGAACCGUAUAUCCAAUUCCAAACCAGCUUGUCAAUCAUCUUUCGGAUUUCCAAUCUACCUAUUCGGUAGUAAGCAAGAUGGGCUUCAAGGGAUUCUUCAAGAAGCGGUCUCUCAGGGCCAAAGACGACCAGCGCACCAGAGCAGCCGAACUCACCCUGCGAGAGUCGCUGUACCCGAUAUGUCUCGUCACAGUUCUGUUCUUCCUCUGGGGAUUUAGUUAUGGUCUGCUUGACACUCUGAACAAGCAUUUCCAGAACACCCUCAACAUCACCAAGUCGCGAUCGUCUGGUCUCCAAGCUGCCUACUUCGGUGCCUAUCCUCUAGCUGCUCUCGGCCACGCGAACUGGAUCUUGCGCCACUAUGGUUACCGAGCUACCUUCAUCUGGGGUCUCUGCCUCUAUGGUAUCGGUGCGCUUGUUGCGAUUCCCUGUAUCUUGGUGAAGUCGUUCGCCGGAUUCUGCAUGGCCAUCUUCAUCAUCGGCAACGGUCUUGGUUCCCUAGAAACUGCGGCUAACCCAUACAUCACUGUCUGCGGUCCUCCCCGCUACGCCGAAAUCCGCAUCAACAUCUCGCAAGCCUUCAACGGCAUCGGCACCGUCGUCGCGCCCGUUCUCGGCUCGUACGUGUUCUUCAAGUUCGACGACGCGACGGCGCUGCAGAACGUGCAGUGGGUGUACUUGGCGAUCGCCGUCUUCGUCUUCAUCCUCGCCUUCGUCUUCUUCAUGUCCGUCAUCCCCGAGAUCACCGACGCCGACAUGGCCUUCCAGGCCAACGAGACCCACGCCAACGCCGACGACAAGCCCUUCUGGAAGCAGUACCGCCUCUUCCACGCCGCCUUCGCCCAGUUCUGCUACACCGGCGCCCAGAUCGCCAUCGCCAGCUACUUCAUCAACUACGUGCGCGACGUCCAGCCCCUCGCCGACGACGCCCUCGCCUCCCAGCUCCUCGCCGGCGCCCAGGGCGGUUUCGCCGCGGGCCGGUUCUUCGGCGUGUUCGUGAUGAAGUACGUGCGCCCGCGCUGGGUGUUCCUCGGCUUCCUGGUCAGCUGUAUCGUGUUCGUCGCGCCGUCGAUCACGCAGAACGGGUGGACCGGUAUCUCGAUGCUGUACGUGACGCUGUUCUUCGAGUCCAUCUGCUUCCCGACCAUCAUCGCGCUCGGCAUGCGCGGGCUGGGCCGCCACACCAAGCGCGGCUCCGGCUGGCUCGUCGCCGGUGUCAUGGGCGGCGCCUGUGUCCCGCCCUUGACCGGCGUCGCGGCCGACGCGCGCAGCAGCACCGCGUUCGCCAUGAUCGUGCCCCUGAUCUUCUUCGUCGCGUCGCUGUCCUACGCGCUCGCGGUCAACUUCGUCCCCGCGUACCGCGACCCCGCUGAUGCGUUCUCGACCACGGAGAUUGGCUUAAACCAUCAUGCUGCGGAUGAGGAGAGCGCGGAUGUUGUCAUCAAGGAGGAGAAGGCUAGCAAGGCGGAGAUUGAGAGCUAGACUGCCUAUCUAAAUUCAGGAUCUGCAUUGCAUGUGUAGCUGUAGUAGUAGGAGUUUUAGACUGGAGCAAAGUCUCGGUGGAUAAAAGGGAUACCCAGGGAUUAUGACUCUCUAUCAAGAAAGAAACAUUUCAACUUUUGAUUCAACUUGUGCUAUAUUGCGUGUGCUAGUGUGUAUGUGUGUUCCUUCGUCGUAGGUGAGUGAUUUUGCUA
Molecule: messenger RNA, 1981 nt
Organism: Hypoxylon fragiforme
Lineage: Eukaryota; Fungi; Ascomycota; Sordariomycetes; Xylariales; Hypoxylaceae
Product: MFS general substrate transporter
Exons: 5
Coding region: 366-1769 (467 amino acids)
Biological process (GO): transmembrane transport
Molecular function (GO): transmembrane transporter activity
Source: RefSeq, a predicted model, not a curated record